Lodderomyces pseudojiufengensis is the source of this 1371-nucleotide messenger RNA. RefSeq lists its product as uncharacterized. The record is from RefSeq and is a predicted model, not a curated record. The coding region runs from base 1 to 1371 and encodes 456 amino acids. Lineage: Eukaryota; Fungi; Ascomycota; Pichiomycetes; Serinales; Debaryomycetaceae. The transcript has a single exon.
AUGUACAAUAAUAUGUAUCCUUAUUCAGGAUAUUCAAAUAAUAUUAAUACAAAUAAUCAACAACAGACAUCUCAACAAUCACCUAAUAAUAGACAACAACAACAACAACAGCUGCAACAACAACAACAACCAUUAUAUUUAAAUACUCCCUCAAAUCCUGCUUCUUAUUUUGGUAGAAAUUUAACUGGUUCAACAUCAUCUCAAACUUCAUCAAAUUCUUCAAAUUCAAGAGGUGUGCCUCCAUUAAGUCAUUCAAAUGUUCAAAUACCUCCACGUUCAAACUAUGGUAUUCAAUCAAUUAGUGGGCUAACCACUCAUACAUCAAAUUAUCAAUUAGGGAAUCAUAAUCAUAAUCAAUUAAAUCAACAACAACAAUUAAAUCCAAAUCUUUAUUAUAACCCAACUUCAAAUCAUCAAUCUCAUAAUUCAACUCCUCAAAUUUAUAAUAAUCAAUUACAUAAUACUGGUAAUGGUAAUGAUCAUCCACAACAAUUAGAUCCUAAACAAUUACAAAAAUUUACAACUCAACAAACUCAACAAACUCAGCAAACUCAAGCUCAACAUUAUCCUCAAUAUUAUCAACAAUUACAACAACAACAUCUCCAACAACAGCAGCAACAUCGACAACAACAGCAGCAACAACAGCACCAUCAUCAACAACAUACUCCACAACAACAGACUCCACAACAACAUAGUUAUUCUACUACUCCACAACAACAUAACCUCACUCAUCAACAACAACCACAACAGCAACAACCACAACAGCAGUCACAACAACCCAAGAGCUCACCACAAAUUACUCAACAACCAGCAAAACCAGAAGCUCCUAAAUCUGAUCAACCAAUAAAAAAACCAAGAAAACCAAGAGCCACUAAAAAGGAAAUGGAAGAGAAAAGAAGAUUAUUAUUAGAAAAAGAAAAAAUCAGAUUACAACAAGAACAACAAAAUCCUCAAUCAUCAACAUCAUCAGCAGCCAAAUCAAAUAUUAGUCCAAUUGUAAAAGAAACUUCAAUAACUGAUUCAAAUGGUAAAAAAAGAAGAGGUCGUCCAAAAAAAUUUAUAUUAGAUCCAUCAACUAAUAAAAUGAUUGAUUCAACUCAUCCAAAUUUUAAACAUUUAAAUAAAAUAAUAAGAGAUAAUAAUGUGGGAAGUACUAUUGAGCCAACUAAUAUUACUAAUAAUUCUGCUACUACCACCACCAAUACAACUAAUUCCAAAAAUCAUCCAACUUCUGUAACUAAUGUAAAUGAUGCUGAAUUUCAACAACUUUUGAAAAAAAAAGAUAGAAGAGGUAGACCAAGAAAAUUUCCUGUUGAACAAACUGGUAUUACUAUAAAGGGAGUUAAAAUCAAUGGUGGAGUUAAGAAGUAA